Molecule: messenger RNA, 1514 nt
Organism: Pan troglodytes (chimpanzee)
Lineage: Eukaryota; Metazoa; Chordata; Mammalia; Primates; Hominidae
Gene: CDK4
Product: cyclin dependent kinase 4
Exons: 8
Coding region: 319-1230 (303 amino acids)
Biological process (GO): regulation of gene expression; signal transduction; regulation of G2/M transition of mitotic cell cycle
Cellular component (GO): cytoplasm; nucleus; cyclin-dependent protein kinase holoenzyme complex
Molecular function (GO): cyclin-dependent protein serine/threonine kinase activity; cyclin binding; ATP binding
Source: RefSeq, a predicted model, not a curated record
ACUUUUCGCCCUCCUCCCAGUCGAAGCACCUCCUUUCCGCCCCUCAGCGCACGGGUGGCGGUCACGUGCCCAGAACGUCCGGCGUUCGCCCCGCCCUCCCAGUUUCCGCGCGCCUCUUUGGCAGCUGGUCACAUGGUGAGGGUGGGGGUGAGGGGGCCUCUCUAGCUUGCGGCCUGUGUCUAUGGUCGGGCCCUCUGCGUCCAGCUGCUCCGGACCGAGCUCGGGUGUAUGGGGCCGUAGCAACUGGCUCCGGGGCCCCGAUAACGGGCCGCCCCCACAGCACCCCGGGCUGGCGUGAGGGUCUCCCUUGAUCUGAGAAUGGCUACCUCUCGAUAUGAGCCAGUGGCUGAAAUUGGUGUCGGUGCCUAUGGGACAGUGUACAAGGCCCGUGAUCCCCACAGUGGCCACUUUGUGGCCCUCAAGAGUGUGAGAGUCCCCAAUGGAGGAGGAGGUGGAGGAGGCCUUCCCAUCAGCACAGUUCGUGAGGUGGCUUUACUGAGGCGACUGGAGGCUUUUGAGCAUCCCAAUGUUGUCCGGCUGAUGGACGUCUGUGCCACAUCCCGAACUGACCGGGAGAUCAAGGUAACCCUGGUGUUUGAGCAUGUAGACCAGGACCUAAGGACAUAUCUGGACAAGGCACCCCCACCAGGCUUGCCAGCCGAAACCAUCAAGGAUCUGAUGCGCCAGUUUCUAAGAGGCCUAGAUUUCCUUCAUGCCAAUUGCAUCGUUCACCGAGAUCUGAAGCCAGAGAACAUUCUGGUGACAAGUGGUGGAACAGUCAAGCUGGCUGACUUUGGCCUGGCCAGAAUCUACAGCUACCAGAUGGCACUUACACCCGUGGUUGUUACACUCUGGUACCGAGCUCCCGAAGUUCUUCUGCAGUCCACAUAUGCAACACCUGUGGACAUGUGGAGUGUUGGCUGUAUCUUUGCAGAGAUGUUUCGUCGAAAGCCUCUCUUCUGUGGAAACUCUGAAGCCGACCAGUUAGGCAAAAUCUUUGACCUGAUUGGGCUGCCUCCAGAGGAUGACUGGCCUCGAGAUGUAUCCCUGCCCCGUGGAGCCUUUCCCCCCAGAGGGCCCCGCCCAGUGCAGUCGGUGGUACCUGAGAUGGAGGAGUCGGGAGCACAGCUGCUGCUGGAAAUGCUGACUUUUAACCCACACAAGCGAAUCUCUGCCUUUCGAGCUCUGCAGCACUCUUAUCUACAUAAGGAUGAAGGUAAUCCGGAGUGAGCAAUGGAGUGGCUGCCAUGGAAGGAAGAAAAGCUGCCAUUUCCCUUCUGGACACUGAGAGGGCAAUCUUUGCCUUUAUCUCUGAGGCUAUGGAGGCUCCUCCUCCAUCUUUCUACAGAGAUUACUUUGCUGCCUUAAUGACAUUCCCCUCCCACCUCUCCUUUUGAGGCUUCUCCUUCUCCUUCCCAUUUCUCUACACUAAGGGGUAUGUUCCCUCUUGUCCCUUUCCCUACCUUUAUAUUUGGGGUCCUUUUUUAUACAGGAAAAACAAAACAAAGAAAUAA